AUGGUCUCCUUCACUCAGUUGGCCCUCGCUGCCUCGGUUAUCGUCCAGGCCUUCGCGUCUCCUAUCGCUAGCCCUGACGCUCCUGACUUCGAGCUGAGUUCCUCUACCAGCCUCGCUCGUCGCCAGGACUACACACAGAACUACAAGACAAGCGGGAACGUCAACUUCAGCCCCGCCGGCAACGGAUACUCUGUGCAGUUCUCAGGCGCCCAGGAUUUCGUAGUCGGCAAAGGCUGGACCACGGGCUCCAAGACCAGAUCUGUUACCUUCUCCGGCUCAACCUCAGCCAAUGCUGGCACUGUUCUAGUCUCCCUGUACGGUUGGUCUACCAGCCCGUUGGUGGAGUACUAUGUUCAAGAGUACAGCAACGGGCAAGGUGCUGCUCAGGGCACUAAGGUGGGAUCGCUCACGAGCGACGGAUCCGAGUACGAUAUUUGGAAGCACACGCAGGUCAACCAGCCCUCCAUCGUGGGUACCACCACCUUCACUCAGUACAUUUCUGUGCGCAAGAGCGGUCGCCCGAACGGCGGCACCAUCACCUUUGCCAACCACGUUGCUGCUUGGCAGAAGCUUGGCAUGAACCUUGGCACCAUGAACUACCAGACCAUUUCCACCGAGGGCUGGGGCAACGCUGCUGGAUCGUCCAAGUACACCGUCUCAGGCAAAUAA
This is a messenger RNA of Colletotrichum graminicola M1.001, 669 nucleotides long. RefSeq names its product glycosyl hydrolase family 11. Bases 1 to 669 code for a protein of 222 amino acids. Gene Ontology annotation, biological process: xylan catabolic process. The transcript is spliced from 2 exons. Lineage: Eukaryota; Fungi; Ascomycota; Sordariomycetes; Glomerellales; Glomerellaceae. The record is from RefSeq and is a predicted model, not a curated record. Gene Ontology annotation, molecular function: hydrolase activity, hydrolyzing O-glycosyl compounds.